This is a messenger RNA of Protopterus annectens (West African lungfish), 2709 nucleotides long. It is a transcript of the gene IDH3A, whose product is annotated as isocitrate dehydrogenase (NAD(+)) 3 catalytic subunit alpha. Gene Ontology annotation, cellular component: mitochondrion. The record is from RefSeq and is a predicted model, not a curated record. Gene Ontology annotation, biological process: tricarboxylic acid cycle; isocitrate metabolic process. The coding region runs from base 397 to 1347 and encodes 316 amino acids. Gene Ontology annotation, molecular function: NAD binding; isocitrate dehydrogenase (NAD+) activity; magnesium ion binding. The transcript is spliced from 11 exons. NCBI's taxonomy places the organism in Eukaryota, Metazoa, Chordata, Ceratodontiformes, Protopteridae.
CUGAGUUUCUGUUUUCACACUAAGAGAGCUGAAAUUAAGCUGUUGCUCAAUGUGUAGCCGUCUUGGAACUAAAGCUUGUGGAAACGUUUGCCUUCUGUGGAUGUUACAAGCACAGCUAAAAAUGAUCUGACCAUGAACAGAGUAACACAGACCCAAGCUUUUAAUAAGUCACACGAGAUUUCUUCAGAAAUUCAACAAACUACAGUCUCAAAACUACUAACGGCGCCAUGUAUAGAAAUCCACCAGUAAAGAAUACACAAAUUUAUGCACUGAAAGGCAUCAUGCCUUUUGGGUGGUGGUAGAAGUUGGACAUCAUUUAGCAGAAACUUUGCUGAGGCACGGACUGUCACUAUUAUUCCUGGUGAUGGCAUUGGACCAGAAAUUUCUGCUGCUGUUAUGAAAAUAUUCGAAGCUGCUAAGGCACCGAUUCACUGGGAGGAGAGAAAUGUUACAGCUGUUAAAGGCCCCGGUGGGAAGUGGAUGAUUCCUCUGGAAGCCAAAGAAUCAAUGGAUAAAAGCAAGAUUGGGCUGAAAGGCCCUUUGAAGACUCCUAUUGCUGCUGGUCAUCCUUCUAUGAACCUGUUACUUCGUAAGACUUUUGAUCUUUAUGCAAAUGUUCGACCCUGUGUAUCCAUCGAAGGGUACAAGACACCUUAUACUGAUGUUGAUCUUGUCACAAUCCGUGAGAACACAGAAGGAGAGUACAGUGGGAUUGAACAUGUGAUUGUUGAUGGAGUUGUGCAGAGCAUCAAGCUGAUCACUGAAGAUGCAAGCAGGAGGAUUGCUGAAUUUGCUUUUGAGUAUGCUAGGAUUAAUCAGAGAAGCACAGUUACAGCUGUUCACAAAGCCAACAUCAUGCGGAUGUCUGAUGGGCUUUUCUUGAAAAAAUGCAGAGAGGUUGCAGAAAACUAUAAAGAUAUUAAGUUUAUGGAAAUGUACCUGGACACAGUAUGUUUGAAUAUGGUACAGGAUCCAACACAGUUUGAUGUCCUUGUAAUGCCAAAUCUCUAUGGAGACAUUUUAAGUGACUUGUGUGCAGGAUUGAUCGGAGGACUAGGUGUGACACCUAGUGGGAAUAUCGGAGCUAAUGGAGUUGCUAUCUUUGAAUCGGUUCAUGGAACAGCUCCAGAUAUUGCUGGCAAAGAUUUGGCAAACCCCACAGCCCUUCUCUUAAGUGCUGUAAUGAUGCUUCGUCACAUGGGAUUGCACGAUCAUGCUCGAAAAAUAGAGAUGUCUUGUUAUGAUACAGUUAAGGAUGGAAAGGUCUUGACCAAAGAUUUGGGAGGCAGUUCAAAAUGUUCAGAGUUCACUGCAGAAAUCUGUCAGCGAGUAAAAGAUGCAGAGUAGAAUUACCUCAUGAACUAAUGUCAAUGUGUCUGCUGCGCGAUAGUGAAAGCAACAACAAUGCUGCCCGGUUUUCAGCCCUGAGCUGUUUCUGAUAUAUGUUGGAGCACUUCUAUGACACGCUGAAUCUUUCAUUUUCUGAACAUUACUAAGGCUGACACUUUGAGAAAUGUGUGCCUUUGAGCAACUUCUCCCUCUGCGUAAAUGGUAGACUAAUAAGGAGGAUUACUACUCUGACAAGAGAUGAUGGUGGCAUUUCAUUUUUUUUUUCACACAGCAAGUACAAAGUGGUUGUACCAUGCUUGUGAAGAGCUAAUGGCACAGUCAUUUCCCACUUCUUCAAUUAACUUCAUCAUGAGACUUGGACUUUUUAUGGCAUCUUUUUGUCGGGGAUACAGUUUAUGCUCUUGAAUGAUCUUCUGUCCCUAUAAUAUGUUGCAUUUAAUUGCAUUGAAGUUUGAUAUGUGCUAAAACCUGCUGAUUCUUGCAUUUAAAUUUCUUUAGGUAUCUUUAGUGAACUACUUGUAAGUUAUUGGCAACUCAUUGCCGUGAAAAAGUGUUGCUUCUAGUGAUAAAGGCUCUAUAUUAUUUUUGGCAGUACUGUGGUAUUUCUGCUAGCUUUGCUGCAGUUUGUCUGCUAAUGCUAGAUGUUGCUAAACUUUUUCUGCAAGAAGCAAAUGAUAGUUAUAGUUGCUCAGAAUUCAAGCUCUACUUUGACAAGAGGAGAAUCAUAGUAAAAUGGGCUCAACAAUCGCACAAAAAAGGUUGUGAGGAUUGUUUACACCCAGUAUAAGCUUUUUCAUUUCUUGUCUUCUGUUCAUGAGACAAUGGGGUACUGGGUGUGAUAAUUCAGAAGUUGAUACGGUUCAUUUCCCACUUCCCAAGGUUUCUAACAGCAGUACAGUGCUUACCUAGUACCCCAUCCUGCUAUGUAGUGCCAGGUUGUUUGGGAAAUGAGAUGGGAGCAAUGUUGCAUUCUUUGUCAUCUGCUGACCUGGUGGUAUUCAUCACGGAGGCAUAAUUUGCCCAUUUCCUUGGCACUAGAUUAGCUGAUGGUGCAGGGACUGAAACUGGGCAGAAGGUGCUGUUUUCUGUAGUUGAUGGCAACUGACAUUGAGGGAAAUAUCCAGAAGGAUCUUCAAACCCUUUAAAUGUGUUGAUGUAGAGGGCUUUAGAGUAUAUAUCCCUUCUGUUUUACCAUCCACUCAGCAGAGAGAUUUUUCCAGAUUAAGUUGGAGACUUCUUGGUUAUUACUGUUCUACAUUUCUCUGGUGCCCUGUUAGAAGUUUGAGAUUUAAUAGUGCUUGACCUGAAACAGGAAAACUUAAGUGUGAUUAAGCACAAUUAAUAAACUUUGUAAACUGA